This is a messenger RNA of Jaculus jaculus (lesser Egyptian jerboa), 916 nucleotides long. RefSeq names its product syntaxin 11 (gene Stx11). The transcript has a single exon. The record is from RefSeq and is a predicted model, not a curated record. NCBI's taxonomy places the organism in Eukaryota, Metazoa, Chordata, Mammalia, Rodentia, Dipodidae. The coding region runs from base 1 to 870 and encodes 289 amino acids. Gene Ontology annotation, molecular function: SNARE binding; SNAP receptor activity. Gene Ontology annotation, biological process: exocytosis; synaptic vesicle fusion to presynaptic active zone membrane; intracellular protein transport. Gene Ontology annotation, cellular component: SNARE complex; endomembrane system; synaptic vesicle.
AUGAAGGACCGGCUGGCCGAGCUGCUCGAGCUGUCGCGGAGCUACGGGCAGCAGUGCCCGGAUGUGGACGAGGACGCGUGCGCGGGGCGGCGGCGCGACGACGUCGUGUUCGAGACGGACCACGCCCUGGAGUCCCUGCACCGCGUCAUCCGGGACAUUCAGGACGAGACGCGCCAGCUGCUGGCCGACGUGAGGCGCCUGGGCAAGCAGAACGCGCGCUUCCUCACGUCCAUGCGGCGCCUGAGCAGCAUCAAGCGCGACACCAGCUCCAUCGCCAGGGACAUCAAGGGCCGCGGCGAGGCCAUCCACCGCAAGCUGCGCUCCUUGCGCGAGCUGAGCGAGCAGGCGGCCGCCCGGCACGGCGCGCGCUCGGCCGUGGCGCGCAUCGCGCACGCGCAGCACGCGGCGCUGGCGCGCGCCUUCCGCGACGCCAUGCACGAGUACCACCGCGCCGAGGCGAAGCAGCGCGACAACUGCAAGAUCCGCAUGCGGCGGCAGCUGGAGAUCAUGGGCAAGGACGUGUCGGGCGAGCAGAUCGAGGACAUGCUGGAGCAGGGCCGGUGGGACGUGUUCUCCGAGAACCUGCUGGCCGACGUGAAGGGCGCGCGCGCGGCGCUCGGCGAGCUCGAGAGCCGCCACCGCGAGCUGCUGCGCCUGGAGAGCCGCGUGCGAGACGUGCACGAGCUCUUCCUGCACGUGGCCGUGCUGCUGGAGAAGCAGGCCGACACGCUGGACGUCAUCGAGCUCAACGUGCAGCAGACCCUCGACUACACGGGCGAGGCCAAGGCGCACGUGCGCAAGGCCGUGCAGUACAAGGAGAGGAACCCCUGCCGGGCCAUCUGCUGCUUCUGCUGCCCCUGUGUCCACUAGCGGGCAUCACCCAGCCAGCCAGCCAGCCCGGGCUAAGCACCCUCUU